Aspergillus chevalieri is the source of this 240-nucleotide messenger RNA. RefSeq lists its product as uncharacterized. NCBI's taxonomy places the organism in Eukaryota, Fungi, Ascomycota, Eurotiomycetes, Eurotiales, Aspergillaceae. The record is from RefSeq and is a predicted model, not a curated record. Bases 1 to 240 code for a protein of 79 amino acids. The transcript has a single exon.
AUGGACAAGCCGACCACCAUCUCCGAUGCACCAUCAGACAUGUACUUGCUUUUUGUCCUCCGUCGCUUGUUGCCACACACGGCGAAUCCUUUGCUGCGUGAAUCCUUCUCAAACAGACUCAUCAUCAAGCCAAAGCUCGGGUUGAAAUCGUCGAGGUAUUCUACUCCAGUGUACGCCGAACUCUCCGCUUCCGUUUUCACCGGGUCAAUCAACGAUCCAUCGGUCCAACUCUACACCUAA